Molecule: messenger RNA, 1305 nt
Organism: Caenorhabditis angaria
Lineage: Eukaryota; Metazoa; Nematoda; Chromadorea; Rhabditida; Rhabditidae
Source: the annotation of a GenBank genome assembly
AUGUCAGAUGAUCGGAGUUUACGUGAUUUGCUUUUAGAAUCAGCUGAUGAUUUGGAUGCGAUCGUAAAGCAAAUAAUUGAUGCCUUAUUAAACCGAGAUAAAAAUCCAUUAUUACGAGGCGGUGGUGAAACUGUGACAAAUAUGGUGAAAAUGUUUGAUUCAAAGCAAGAUGAUAUUAGAAAGUUAUUAGUUCGUGUGCCAGAAUAUCAAGAAAGAGAAAAACUAAUAUCAGAACUUCGCGAUUGUGUUCAAAGUCGAGACAAAGUUAUACAAAAAGUCGAAAUGAGUCUGAAAGCAUGUGAAGUUGCAUUGACAUCUUCUAUAUUCCAGGUGAACUUUUCUAAAUAUUUUGGAACCAAAAUAUAAUAUGACCCAGUUUCAGGCAAACCAGAAAUUAAAAUCUGUUCGAGAAGCUGAAUUGCGCCCAGUCAACAGUGAAACAGUGAUUAAAAUGGCUCACCAAAUAAGUAGAAGUUAUUCAGUAUCUGCUCCAUUGACUUGGCAACAAGGAGAUCCAUCAAGACCAUUCCCUCAAGAAUCUGAAUUUAGAAAUGGAUGGUUAUUAAAUCCUAAACCUAUUCAGAAUCAUCCAACUCUUCAGCCGAUUGUAAAACAACCAAAUCAAUCAGUGAGUUUCAACUUUUUCGAAAAUAAUUUUGAAAUUUUUGAGUCUAAGGCGAUGAUGCAGGUUAGUUUCUCCCCCGAGUUAAUUGAGGAUAAAGAGGAGAAACGUGUUGCACGUGGAUGCAAAACAAUGUAUUUUUUGAAUUUUGCCUCAUUUUUCCUUAUUUCUCCUCGGAGGAGAAAUUAAUCUGCAACAUCGCCUAAAAUAAGUGUAUUUUGGUAAUAUUAUCGUAAUUUUGUAGUUUUUAGAUGCAAAAUAUUAUAAAUUCCGAGUCUAGCUUCUUUAAUGAAAAUAAUUGAUAGGCUCGAACACCUCCAGUUGGCCGUGGUCAAUCUCCAAUGAAUAGCCAAGGACAAAAUCAACAAGGAAAAGUAUGGAGUCCUCGAACAGGUUAUGGUCCUCCAUCAACAUCUCCUCUUGUUGGUCUUGGUCGAGGUGGUGCAAUUACACCAAAUCAAAUGCAAAGACAAUCAUGGUCUGGUGGACCGACUGCAUCUACAGCAUCACCAUUUACAAAAAGACCGACACAAAGUCCAUUAGUUUCUCCAAGUAUGAAAGUGAAAAUAACCGGAUUAUCAGGACCAUCUUCUCGUGUUGCACCACCACCAAUUCGAAAUAUUGAACAAAUGAGUUCAGAUAGUUCGAGUAGUUCAAGUAGUGAAGAUGAAAGUCCCAAAUAA